AUGAAUAUCGAUACCCGCCAAAAGUUGAAGCGCAAUAUUUCCUUGGAUGCUCAGCAAGAUCCUCCUAUCAAGAAGCCCAAAAUGCGAAAACCUCUAGAGACUAGAUACGAAACACCUUAUCCUUCUUCUCUUUCUGAAUCUCAAGUCUACAAGUUGCCAUCGUCCAUCGGUCCUUAUCUUUCGCCAUCCAAGUUUUCCCCAAUCCCUAAAGCUCAUUUGCGACGUAAUCAUCGAAGAACCAGCUCUACCAAUCUGAAAGAAAAUGCAUCUGUGCUGUGCAGUCCGUUUCCUAAAGGGAAAAACCCACAGAAGCUCAAGAAAUACGGCAAAGCAGCCAAACGUACCUCCAAGAAACGCGCUGAUCCACGCUCAAACGGGACUCCAUCAGACAGCUGCUCUAGCUCCGCUUCUAGCCCCGACCGUCGCAAUCAGGAGCUUACAUUGGCGGAAAAGAUUCACAAUUCCAGCAUUCCUCGUUCGCGCGCUUCGCAGUCGACAACCAAUUCCCCAGCUGAGACGACGACCAGAGUCCGUCGACCUUCAGCUCCUACACCUCCAAAGAAAAUUGAUUGGAAGGAUCUUGUACCAACCCACCCCGUUAAUCUAAGGGCCCCUAUUUCCGGUUAUCCCCAGUCCCAUUUCGAUCCAGAUGCCAAUGAGUUCAUUCGACCUUCGCCUAAUCACUCGCAGAUAGACUUCAACAGGCCGCCAUCGCAGCUCUCUUUGUACGACUAUAAUCGCAGCGUAACUUACCAUGACAUGGACGUGGAUGAUGUGGCUUCGACUGAUCAAGAUGCGUUUUUCACUGAUGUACAGGGUACCUCGACUCCUUUCAAGAAUCUUAGCUCUCUCAGCGUCGCUGACCGUCGAUUUGGAGGUACAGUAGAUCCAGCAGCUCUCUCCGGCUCUGCCCUCUUGCUCUUGCAAUCGAAUACUGACGGACAAGAAACGGACACUGAUAAUGAUUCCUGUGGAUUUGACUCCGAUGAAGCUAUAGAUGACCCUGGGCCUCAUAGAUCUUUCCGAGCCCUAAAACUCGCGUCCAGGAACAAAUCGAAAUCUGGUAGUGGAUACAUCACUCCCUCGUGUGACUCUGGCGACGAGGAGAUGGGUCGACGUUCUCCGUGGAUCAGCGACUCGUUGAUCUCGCCUCCCAAGACGAUCGACUGGAAAUUAGUGGCACAACAGACUGAAGAUGGCGCAUAUAGUCAGGUAAAUAGCGGAGAUCAUAUGGUGACAGAUGAAGGAGAUCGCGUCUCCGAACCUGCGUUGCAGGAUUUGUUCGACAAUAUGAUUCUCAAUAAAACUGCAAUGGACGCCCACAGCUCGCCUCCCGACGACACAGAAUCAUAUUGUGUUCGUCUUCCUCUUCGUACUCGCUCCCUGGAUACCGCGCAUCCUCUAUCUACUGACCAGGAGGAGGAGUCUUUCAAUCCUGUCGCUCCUGUCGCUCCCGGAGCUAGAAGAACCAGGAGCGGAACCAUUAUUCCAGGUACCUCCGCCGUACCCGUUGUCACGUCGAAUGUACCUCCGGCACUCCCUAGGAGGACUAGAAGUGGAACAGUCGUUCCAGGAAACUUCGGCACUCUCUAUCCCGCUCCAUUGAAUGACGAAAAGCAAAACACUCUUGGAGCUGCUCUGUCCGUCUACGGUCGCCGUGCUCGCAGCGGAACCAUUGUCUACAGUUCGUCGCUUGCGCCGUCCCUGCCCAUCGUAGAAGAAAAAAACACUACUGAAUUCAGCUCAGCUAUUCCAGUGAUGUCCCAGGCUCGACGCGCUCGCAGUGGCAGUAUCAUGGCUGCUAGUUCCAUUCCGGAAGGAGUAGUUGCAAAUUCUACCGUGGGUCCCACUGCUGCUGCUGCAGUGCCUCGUUCUAGAAUUAGGAGUGGAAGCAUUGUCGCACUUGGGAACACCUUAGGAAGCCUUUCCAGUCAUGCAACUGGUUUUAUCAAACGUCCGAGUAGCGGAACAGUGGUGCGAGCGUCUGCAGAUCCAGAUCCAAUGAUUGCUGUGGAGAAAGCCAUCGAUAUCGAUUAUCUGCAAAAGAGCCCAGCUGACACGAGUACCGUCAAUGUGGCUCAUCUCCAAGGUGAAGACGUAGAAAUGUCGCUGGCAUCUGAGGAUAGGCAUAACCCCAUUCCGCGUUCACCUGACGAUCCGAUAGAUCUUUUAGAGCCAAUGGUCUUCGCUCGUCCUGUCCAAUCGUCCCCUCCACACACCGCCACGUUGAGCGCUGCUUUCCACGUCCGUUCCUCCAGCGGACUCCGCGCUCGCGCCAAAGCUGCCGCCUCUAAGGCGAAAGGGUUGAGUAAGUCCUUGACUGGCAAAUCUGGCGGUGCCAAAGUCAGAGUCCUGAUUGGACCUGAGGCGGGCGCGGCUGCCCUUGCUCGUGCUCGGGCAAGGGCUGAACGUAGGUCGACUAAUGAUGAUGAUUUUGUUAACGAAGAGGAUUUGUCUGACGAUGAAUUGUUGUUGAAGUGA
Messenger RNA from Lentinula edodes (shiitake mushroom), 2481 nucleotides. RefSeq lists its product as uncharacterized. The record is from RefSeq and is a predicted model, not a curated record. Bases 1 to 2481 code for a protein of 826 amino acids. The transcript is spliced from 2 exons. Lineage: Eukaryota; Fungi; Basidiomycota; Agaricomycetes; Agaricales; Omphalotaceae.